AUGAGAAGUCACACAUAUGUUGAUUCAUUGGGCAUGCCCAGAAUAAUGGCCCGUAUCCUGGACGGUAAAGGCCUUGCAAAAGAGAUUAAAGAGGAACUACAGGUUCAAAUUGAAAAUUGGGUGAAACAAGGUAACAGAGCACCUUCAUUGCGCUGCAUCAUUGUUGGUGAAGAUCCAGCCAGUCAUACAUAUGUACGUAACAAAAUCCAAGCUGCUAUAGAUGUUGGUAUUACAGCAGAGACUAUAAAAUACAAUGAUAGAUUAUCUCAAGAAGAACUACUGGCAAAAAUUCAAUCUUUAAAUAUAGACCAAGAAGUAGAUGGCAUUCUGGUACAAUUACCACUACCUGCAACUAUGGAUGAGAGAAAAAUCUGCAAUGCAGUAGCUCCUGAAAAGGAUGUAGAUGGCUUUCACAUUAUAAAUGUCGGUCAAUUGUGCUUGGACAUGCCCACCAUGGUGCCUGCAACUGCUCUAGCAGUAAUCGAGAUGUUAAAGAGAUUCAAAAUUGAGACAUUCGGCCGUAAUACAGUUGUCGUCGGUAGAUCUAAGAAUGUUGGUAUGCCAAUAGCUAUGAUGUUACAUAGCGACAGAAACCAUGACAGUGGUCUCGGAAUGGAUGCGACUGUUACUAUCUGCCAUCGGUACACACCUCGCGAACAAUUGGAAGCAUUCUGCACCAAUGCUGACAUUAUUAUCACCGCUACUGGUGUGCCAAAACUCAUCAAAGCCAACAUGAUUAAACCCGGUGCUACAGUUAUAGACGUCGGAAUUACGAGAAUAACGGACGAGCAAGGAAAAACUAAACUCGUGGGCGAUGUUGAUUAUGAUGAGGUAAUUAAAAUUGCCGGAGCUGUUACACCUGUUCCCGGUGGUGUUGGUCCAAUGACAGUCGCCAUGUUGAUGCACAAUACUUAUCAAGCCGCACAGAGGAUCCAGAAAGCUAAAAUGCAAAACUGA
Molecule: messenger RNA, 957 nt
Organism: Leptosia nina
Lineage: Eukaryota; Metazoa; Arthropoda; Insecta; Lepidoptera; Pieridae
Source: the annotation of a GenBank genome assembly